Messenger RNA from Emys orbicularis (European pond turtle), 1242 nucleotides. It is a transcript of the gene HS6ST3, whose product is annotated as heparan sulfate 6-O-sulfotransferase 3. The coding region runs from base 1 to 1242 and encodes 413 amino acids. Lineage: Eukaryota; Metazoa; Chordata; Testudines; Emydidae. The record is from RefSeq and is a predicted model, not a curated record. Gene Ontology annotation, cellular component: membrane. The transcript has 2 exons. Gene Ontology annotation, molecular function: heparan sulfate 6-sulfotransferase activity.
AUGGACGAGCGGCUCCACAAGUGGCUCCUGCCGCCGCUGCUGACGCUGCUCUUCGUGCUCAUCAUGUACCAGUACGUGUCCCCGUCCUGCCCCGGCGCCGCCUGCCCGCGCCGCCCGCCAGCUACGCACCGCGGGGCCCCGGCCCGGGGCGCCCAGCAGCCGCAGGAGGAGGGGGCGGCGGCGCUGCCGCGGCUGGUGCCCAAGUUCCCGUUCGCGCGGGCCGAGCUGUACCGCCGGGUGCAGUUCGACAUGCGGGGCCGCGACGUGAUCGUCUUCCUGCACAUCCAGAAAACGGGCGGCACCACCUUCGGGCGGCACCUGGUGCGCAACAUCCGCCUGGAGCAGCCCUGCUACUGCCGCGCCGGCCAGAAGAAAUGCACCUGCCACCGGCCCGGGGGGGACAAGGACACCUGGCUCUUCUCCCGCUUCUCCACUGGCUGGAGCUGCGGGCUGCACGCCGACUGGACCGAGCUCACCAGCUGUGUGCCCUCCGCCAUGGAGCGCAGGGGCUGCCCCGGCAACUGCACCCUCAGGAACUUCUAUUACAUCACAAUGCUGAGGGAUCCAGUGUCACGGUAUUUGAGUGAAUGGAAACAUGUCCAGAGAGGUGCAACGUGGAAAACUUCCCUCCACAUGUGUGAUGGAAGAAGUCCAACGCCAGAUGAGCUGCCUACCUGUUACCUAGGGGAUGAUUGGUCUGGAGUCAGCUUGCAGGAGUUCAUGGAUUGUGGUUACAACCUGGCUAACAACCGCCAGGUUCGCAUGCUGGCAGACCUGAGCCUGGUUGGAUGUUACAACUUGACUUUUAUGAAUGAAAGUGAGAGAAAUAUGAUCCUUCUCCAAAGCGCCAAGAACAACCUGAAAAACAUGGCCUUUUUUGGACUCACAGAGUUUCAGAGGAAAACACAGUAUCUCUUUGAGAGGACAUUCAACCUUAAGUUCAUUUCCCCAUUCACCCAGUUCAAUAUUACCCGGGCCUCUAAUGUGGAUAUUGAUGAAGGGGCCCGGAAACGCAUAGAGGUGUUGAACUUCCUGGACAUGCAGCUUUAUGAAUAUGCUAAAGACCUCUUUCUCCAACGCUUUCAGUACUCCAAGCAAGAGGAGCACCAGAAGAACCGGCAAAAACGGCGGGAGGAGCGGAGGCUACUCCGGGAGCAAAGAGUGCACCAGUGGCAGAAGGAAGAAGCAGCAGCAGAAAUAGCUGUUACUGAAGAUUAUAACAGUCAGGUGGAGCGAUGGUGA